UGUGUAAGGAUCAAGUUAUAAGAAGCCAAAUUUAGUUUUUGUUUUGAGGAUACCGUAGAUUGACUGGAAUUGUUGUACAAACGUAGCUAGGCUUGUCACAUGGAAACUACAGAUAUGAUAUGAUGUGGGCACGGAUUCAAGGAAGGAAAACUUUGUUUUACCUACUAAACUACUACUAUUAUUGCUACUUUGUACAUUCCGGUGUAUGGAAUUGAUUGGAGUUCAGUUGAGUGUUAAUAAACAAAGAACCAUGAAAUUACCACAUUGUCUCAAGGAUCAUAUGUAGAUAUCUCUACAUUAGUAAAACAAAUUCGAUUCUUCAACGGAUACUGCAUGGAAGAAGGCUUUCGACACGGCAAGCCCCCGGGCGUGAUACUCGCGAACACUGCACAAGUACUAAAGUCUGACGUGACGUGACACAGUGAGUAAUUCAAUGAAAUGAAACUCAGAAGUGAAAACGGCUGAAUGAAAUGAAACUCAGAAGUGAAAUCGGCUGAAUGAAAUGAAACUUUGAAGUGAAGUCGGCUAGACUCUAUAGCUCUACACGUUACUGCUGAUUUGAAAGGAAUGUUUAUCAAGUAAAUUGCAAUUAUGAAUGGGAAUACUACUCCCAAAUCCCCAGGUGGGAAAGAUAAGGAACUGAGCAAUGCCAAUGGCAAUGAUAUUAAUCAUGUUGAUGAUAAGGAGAGUGGUGCAACAAGGAGCUUUACUAGAGAAAGAGAUCUAGAGAAUGGGAAAGAAGAUCAAGAUGACUCAGAAUCCACAUUGUCAUUAUGUGGAUCAUCGGCCUCUUCUGCCAGUACUGCAAAGAGGAGAGAAAGAGAGAGAAAGAAGGAAAGACAACUUAAAGCAAAGUUGAUAGCCUUACAUCAAACGAGUGAACUUGAGAAGAAACUGAGAAAACUUCAAAAACAACAUGAAAUGGAACAAGCCGAACAAGAAAUACGAAUUGCAAAAGAAAAGGCUGAGAAUUUGAGAAAGAGUCAGCUUUUGAAGGAUGAAGAAGCGGAGAUUGAAAGACAAAAGACUGCUAUUCUCUUGCAAGCAGAAUUGAAGCUUCUACAACAAGACUCAGAGGAAGAGCUACAGAAAUGGAAAGUGGAAGGUGAUUCUUUCCGUGAUCGUGGACAAGAACGAGAACGAGUUAGAGGUGAUUUUGUCGGUGAUCAUGGACAAGAACGAGAUCAAGUUAGAGGUGACUCUUUCCGUGAUCGUGGACAAGAACGAGAACGAGUUAGAGGUGAUUUUGUCGGUGAUCAUGGACAAGAACGAGAUCAAGUUAGAGGUGACUCUUUCCGUGAUCGUGGACAAGAACGAGAACGAGUUAGAGAUGAUUUUGUCGGUGAUCAUGGACAAGAACGAGAUCAAGUUAGAGGUGACUCUUUCCGUGAUCGUGGACAAGAACGAGAACGAGUUAGAGAUGAUUUUGUCGGUGAUCAUGGACAAGAACGAGAUCAAGUUAGAGGUGACUCUUUCCGUGAUCGUGGACAAGAACGAGUUAGAGGUGAUUUUGUCGGUGGUCGUAGACAAGAACAAGAACAAGCCUUUCGCAAGGAACCUGUGAGCAAUGAAGAAGGAGCCACCAAACAGAUGCUUAGGGAGAUGAUUAGAUUCACUGCAGAAAACAGUCUACCAUCGCCAGAUCUCGAGCCGUUCAAUGGGGAUCCACUUGAUUACCUUACCUUUAUAAGGAAUUUUGAAUAUGUGGUUGAAAAGAGAACUGAUGAACCUUUCAGAAGACUAGAGCUUCUACUAAAAUACACACGAGGAGAAGCGCAUGAGCUUAUUCGAGAAUGCCCCCACAUACAACCAAGUAAGAGGGCAUAUGAGACUGCCAAGUCCAUGCUACACAGAGACUAUGGAAAGCAGAGUAACAUAAUAAAUGCAUACAAGGAAAGGGCAAUUGCCUGGGAGCAGAUACGAUCAGGAGAUAGGCAAGGAUUGCGAAAAUUCGCAAUAUACCUCAAUAAUUGCUCACAUGUUAGAGCAGCAGGGGACUUAGGAGGCAUGGAUAGUGCAAGUUUUCUGAGAGUUCUGGCAAGCAAACUACCGUUGUAUCUCCAACAGAAGUGGAUCUCACGAGUAGGCCUGACUCGUGAUAUUGCCAAUAGGAAUCCCACCCUGGACGACCUUGCACAGUUCGUCAUACAGACUGAAAGAAACAUUAACGAUCCCAUGGUACAGGGAUUGGGAUAUCAGAGGACUGAGAAAAAUGCUUCCUACAAUAAAGAUGAGAAAGAAAAACUACAAAAAUCAAGAAGCACAAAGGCAUUUGGUACAGCUACACAACAGGAUAGGGAGCAGAAGGACAAGAGGGAACCCAGUUGUACUUUCUGUGGCACCAACUCAAGGCACAUCAUUGACGAGUGCCGAAAAUUUGAAGCCUUGACAGUUGAAGAAAGAUCAGAGCAAUGUAAAAGGAAAGGCCUCUGCUUCCGAUGCCUGAAACCAAAACAUCUGAAAAAGGAAUGCAAAAGUCAGAUCAAGUGUGAUGUCUGCGACAGGAUGCACAACACUCUAAUGCAUGAUCCCAGGUGGAUGAAAGACGGAGAAGGAAAUACAAGGAAAACCACCAAUGAUGCUUCAACAUCUACAUGUACCGAUGUGCAAAGUGAAGCUGGAAAGAUCUCUUCAGGGUCUACCAAUGUGAAGAAAAGUGUUGGAGGAAAACCCCAGACAUCGACAUGCAUGACGAUAGUUCCAGUCAUCGUGAAGCACAAAGGAAAUGACAGAUGCAUAUCAACUUAUGCAUUCAUAGAUAAUGGAUGCGGAACAGUCUUCUGUGACACAGAACUUAAGGCUGCAUGCAAGAACUAG
Molecule: messenger RNA, 2817 nt
Organism: Strongylocentrotus purpuratus (purple sea urchin)
Lineage: Eukaryota; Metazoa; Echinodermata; Echinoidea; Camarodonta; Strongylocentrotidae
Exons: 1
Coding region: 592-2817 (741 amino acids)
Molecular function (GO): zinc ion binding; nucleic acid binding
Source: RefSeq, a predicted model, not a curated record